Lactuca saligna is the source of this 3036-nucleotide messenger RNA. The record is from the annotation of a GenBank genome assembly. NCBI's taxonomy places the organism in Eukaryota, Viridiplantae, Streptophyta, Magnoliopsida, Asterales, Asteraceae.
AUUUGAUUAUAUGGUGAAACAUAAAAAGAUGAAGGAAAUUUGUUAUCUUUUGUUAGCGGUGAUUGGGGGCUCAAAUGCAAAACCCCAUACAUAGGAGAGGGAGAGGCCAGCCAGGUAGACAUAAACCGGAAAAAGUAAUACAAAGAAAAGUAGUAAGCAAAACCGUGGAAAAAAGCGUUGUGUUGUGUUUAUUUUUUUAUUUGAUAAUAAUAACCGCAAUCAUCAAAUGUGUGUGGAUUCAACAAAUUGAGGUUUUUGAUGGAAUUCCGAUGAAUCCUUUUUCUUUUUAAGUAGUGAGUGGGUUGCUUUUGGUGAUGAAGUUUUUGAGAUCGGAGGACAAUGAAAGAUCUUUUCUGGGUUUUACAGAUUUUUCAUGAUUAUGUUGGUGUUUUAAGUCUUUAAAGAUCAAGCAUUCUAGUCUGAAACAAGAUUGGAUUUUUUUUUCUUCUACCAAUCUCUCAACCUGCAAUCAUGCAUUUCGCAAAGCUCGACGACUCUCCGAUGUUCCGUAAACAGAUGCAAUGUUUAGAGGAAAGUGCUGAAUUGCUGAGGGAUAGAAGCUUAAAGUUCUACAAAGGAUGUAGAAAAUAUACCGAAGGGCUUGGUGAGGGAUAUGAUGGGGACAUUGCUUUUGCCAGCACCCUUGAAACAUUUGGCGGAGGACAUAAUGAUCCGAUUAGUGUCGCAUUUGGAGGUCCUGUGAUGACAAAAUUUACAAUUGCACUACGGGAGAUUGGAACAUACAAGGAAGUUCUUCGAUCUCAGGUCGAGCAUAUACUGAACGACCGAUUACUGCAAUUUGUGAACAUAGAUUUGCAUGACGUAAAGGAGGCACGUAAGCGGUUUGACAAGGCCAGUCUUCUAUAUGACCAGGCUCGGGAGAAGUUUCUGUCCUUGAAGAAAGGCACCAAGAAUGAUGUAGCUAUAGUUUUGGAGGAGGACCUUCAUAAUGCAAGGGCUACUUUUGAGCAAGCUCGCUUUAAUCUGGUUACGGCACUUUCUAAUGUUGAAGCAAAAAAGAGAUUUGAAUUUCUGGAAGCAGUGAGCGGUACGAUGGACGCCCAUCUCCGUUACUUCAAACAGGGAUACGAGCUUUUGCAUCAGAUGGAGCCGUAUAUAAAUCAGGUGCUGACAUAUGCUCAGCAAUCUCGGGAGAGAUCAAAUUACGAGCAAGCAGCUCUGAACGAAAGAAUGCAAGAGUACAAAAGACAGAUUGAUCGGGAGAGCAGGUGGUCUUCAAAUUCAAAUACAAAUGGUUCCAACGGAUCUCCAAAUGGGGGGGAUGGCAUUCAAGCCAUCGGGAGAAGCUCCCAUAAAAUGAUAGAGGCGGUGAUGCAGUCUGCUUCAAAGGGGAAGGUUCAAACCAUCCGCCAAGGAUAUCUUUCCAAGCGCUCCUCAAACCUCAGGGGCGACUGGAAACGAAGGUUUUUUGUUCUCGAUAGCCGAGGAAUGCUCUACUACUACCGCAAACAAAGCAGCAAACCAUCUGGCUCUGGCAGUCAAAUCUCUGGUCAGAGGAAUAGCUCUGAACUCGGUCAUGGGCUGCUGAGCCGUUGGCUUUCUUCUCAUCAUCACCAUGGUGGAGGUGGAGUACAUGAUGAGAAAUCUGUUGCUCAUCACACUGUUAACCUCUUGACUUCAACAAUAAAGGCAGAGAGCACCCUUGAUCAGAUGGAUUGGAUAGAGAAGAUAACAGGAGUUAUUGCGUCAUUGCUAAGCUCUCAGGUUCCUGAGAGGUGUUUAUCUGGUAGUCCUAUGGGCAGUAGCCAUCAUCGAUCCGCCAGUGAUAGCAGUUCAUUUGAAAGUUCUGAUUUUGAUCACACAGCUGUUGAAGAGUAUGCAUCCGAGAGGGAGAGGCCUGCCUAUCCAAACCCCGGCCGCCUAUCAAGAAUUUCACAUCAUCAUCAUCAUCAGCAGCAGCAGCAAUCAGGUCUGAAACCUGAGAAACCCAUAGACGUGCUGCAUAGGGUUUGUGGAAAUGACAGGUGUGCAGACUGUGGUGCCUCCGACCCCGAUUGGGCAUGCUUGAAUCUAGGAGUUGUUGUCUGCAUUGAAUGUUCUGGUGUCCACCGCAACCUUGGUGUGCACAUAUCAAAGGUACGCUCAUUGACACUUGAUGUCAAAGUGUGGGAGCCGUCUGUGAUCACCUUGUUUCAGUCUUUAGGCAAUGCCUUUGCUAAUUCGGUUUGGGAGGAAUUAUUACAGUCCAAAGGUGCCUAUAAGACGGAACUGGUUCCUACCGGGUUUUACAAGUCUUCUUCUGAUAAGCCCCAGCUUCUUUAUUUCUGUAAACCUAGUCCUUCUGAUUCCAUAGCCGUGAAGGAGAAGUUCAUCCAUGCAAAGUAUGCUUUAAAAGUUUUCGUACGAAAGCCCAAGGACCGUAGUCUAGUGACACAACAUAUAUGGGAGGCUGUUCGUGCUAAUGACAAGAAAGCUGCAUACCGUCUGAUUGUCAACUUUGAAGCAGACAUGAACUACAUUUACAUGCAAGAUUCCUCAGCAGGCACAAGCGAAGCGCAAGGACUUGGACUUGGACUUGGCAUGGAUGAGUUCGAGGGCUGCACCCUCCUCCAUCUUGCUUGUGAAACUGCAGAUAUUGGGAUGAUUGAGCUGCUCUUACAGUAUGGUGCCAAUGUAAAUGUUCCCGAUUCAAGAGGCCAGACACCACUCCAUCAUUGUAUCCUCAGAGGCAAAUCUGCAUUUGCAAGGCUGCUUCUUACAAGAGGGGCUGAUCCUCACGCUGCAAACGGUGCUGGCAAAACCCCUUUGGAGCUUGCGGUUGAAUCAAAUUUUAGGGACAAUGAGGAGGGGUAUCAAGUGUUGGCCUUUAGUUGUGUAAUUAGAGAAGUAAGCGAUGUGGAUACACUGAAUGACAGCAGGGUUUCGGUUUGGGACCUCAAACCGGAAGGGCUGCUGCAACUCCAAGUUGGGACUGCUGAAACCUCAAACUCAUUUAUUGUGAAUGUGAAUUGUGAAAGGCCAGAGAGAGCAUGGGAUAUGCAUCCAUCUAAUUUCUCUGUAAUUCUAGGCGAGUAA